UCCGUCCAGUUGAGUCGAUUUGGCUCUGUAGCUUUGGAGUUGUGGGAACCCUUUCACGCUCCAGCUAUUGCCAUAAAUCAUAAUCACUUUCUAUCUGUGUUUUUAUUCGUAACGGUUGAACAUUCUUCUCUGCAUACAUCUAUCAUCACAUAAUUUCAAACUCUGUUAAAACGAUAAGGGAUCGGGUACAAAAUGGCUCAACUAGUUUUGAUAAUGUUUGUCUUAAGCCAGGCUACAGCACUCUGCAUUAACGUUACAGCCGCCAGUGUUGAAACCAAAGCGAAUGAUGCUGAUCGUUUGCAAGAGCUUCAUGAAAUUCAGGAAGAUCUGAAGAUGAAAUUGAAACAAUUCGAGACAAUGAUGGAAUCUGAGGUUGGAAAACUAAAGGAGAAAGUUGAACUUUUGGAGACCAAAGUUCAGGAGCAGGAUGAUCUUCUAAAAAAGUGUCAAGCUGGAACUUCUGAUGCCAUUGGAUCUUUAAGAAAUGUCGAAGAAAGUAACCUGAAACGAGCGGUUCUAAACCCUAAAACUUGCUUGGAAGCACGCACUGCUGAUCCUUCCCUCGAAUCAGGAAUGUUUUUCAUUGAUCCUGACGGUCAAGGCAGAGGCGAUGAUCCCAUUUACGUUUACUGCAAUAUGACCACCGGAUCAACAUCCGUACUGCACGACAGUGAAGAUUCAAUCGCUGUUAGCCAUUGUUUCGAACCUGGAUGUUACACUCGAGAAAUUAAGUACAAUGCUACUCUUAGACAGAUGACGAUGCUCAGUGAACUUUCAAACGUUUGCCAGCAAUCCAUUCAAGUUGAUUGCUAUGAUGCAGCUUUUGAAUUCAACAGCGUACCUUAUGCUUGGUGGAACGACCGCAAUGGCGAUCCACGGUAUUUCUGGUCCGGGAUGAAUAACAAUUCAAGUGGCCGUUACCAUACUUGUCAGUGCGGACUGGAUGGUUCUUGUAAAGACAAAAGCCUUUCAUGCAACUGCGACAGCGACUUAGCCAUCGAAUUAUCAGACGUUGGAAUUCUAUCGGAGAAGGAUUUAUUACCCGUGACAAAGUUGAAUUUUGGGCGGACUAUCGCCCCCACUUCCAUGAACCGCCACACGCUAGGCCGACUCGAGUGUAACGGAAAAGUUGUACUUAAUGGAAUGCCCACGUCCUGCCAAGAUCUUUGGCGAAUUGGUUACACUCUAAGCGGCAUUUAUUCCAUCAAAGGAUCGUCUAACAAAGUUGAAACGGUUUACUGUGACUUUACCAAACUGCCUGGCGAUGAAGAAUUGCAGACGUGGAUCGGCUACACUGACGUUAAAUCGGAUCCUGUGCACUUCACCGUCGCAAGAAAGACAUCGUUUACCACCCUAAACACAGCUAUUUCCUUUGAUGAGGAAACACUGAACACUGGGAAUGCUUUGAACACUUCGACAGGAAUCUUCGCCGCUCCGCGCAACGGGACAUAUUUCUUUGCGUUUUCAAGUUUCGCUGAAAAUCAGUAUUCUACGUUGUCGUUUUAUCUUCAGUUAAAUGAUGCGACGAUUGCAACUUGUAUCACUUCGUACGGGUUGUUUUAUUGCAAUAUUCCAUUCACGCUAAAAUUGAGCACAGGAGACAGAGUUCAAGUGUCCCUUCAACAAGGAUCGACUAAUAACGCCAUAUUCACUGGCUGGCUACUUGCCGAAGACAUUUUCAAGUAAUACUUGAACAAGCUAAGCGGAAAACCCUUAAAUGCGCAUUAAUUUUCAGUGUACCCAAUUUUACGAACUGAUUUCUCCUUACGGAGGCAAUUCCUUAUCCGGGCUGAAAAGAUAUGAUACAAUACAACUUACGCAAAUUCA
Daphnia carinata is the source of this 1827-nucleotide messenger RNA. RefSeq lists its product as uncharacterized. The transcript is spliced from 7 exons. Gene Ontology annotation, molecular function: protein binding; extracellular matrix structural constituent. Lineage: Eukaryota; Metazoa; Arthropoda; Branchiopoda; Diplostraca; Daphniidae. The coding region runs from base 193 to 1686 and encodes 497 amino acids. The record is from RefSeq and is a predicted model, not a curated record.